AUGCGCACAAAAGGUAUUAAACAACGGAACCAAUCUGAGCCCCUUCUUGAAGCCAAAGAAGAUGACGACGACAAGGUUUCCCGUAAAGAGGCAAUUACGGCCAAAGACCAUCCCUUCCUCGAGCCGGUCGACGAAGCAGCUUGCACAGGAGAAGAUGACAACCAGGAAGAGGCUUGGGGAGCAGGGAAAGCUGAGACUUGUGCCAAAGGUCAUUUGACGGGUGGUCGACGUGAGACGCUAGAAUUCUUUACACAAUUCCAGGGAAGUUGGCCGGGUAGACUGGCCAUGUUGCCGGCCUUUCACCUUGGUCGCCUUAUCACAGCUAUCAAAUGUAGCUUCCAUCUGAAACAAGGCAGAGUUAAGAGAUUCGAAGGUCGGUUAUACCAGAAAGCGACGGCGGAUUCCUCUUCACCAGCUGCCGAUUGGUUUUACUGGAAGAUGCAUGCUGACGCUGUUUCCGAGUUAAUCUCCUUCGAUUCCGGUAAAAAGGUGCUAAGCUUUCGUCCAUCAUAUUGCGGACAUCAUCAGAGCGAGGUUUCAUGGUCACAAAAAGUUCAAGUUAACGAGUCAAGAGGAACGCAUCUAGUCCGGAGUCCGUUGUAUGCAUGUCGAGACUAUGACUUGCCAUGCCCUAGUAUCUUGUGUGUCAACCCACAAUGUUGA
Protopolystoma xenopodis is the source of this 663-nucleotide messenger RNA. NCBI's taxonomy places the organism in Eukaryota, Metazoa, Platyhelminthes, Monogenea, Polystomatidea, Polystomatidae. The record is from the annotation of a GenBank genome assembly.